GUCAUCGUUUUGGGCCAAUCACAGAACUGUAAUUUCAUCCAAUCAGAGUUCUGUAUGGAGACGUCAUUUCCUGGUUGUGCGGCGUGCUAGUCAACGUGUGUAGUGUGCUGUCUAUAUCACUUCGUCGUACUGUGGCUUGAAUUUGAACAUGGCUGAAGACAAAUUACAACAAAAGUCAUCAAAGAGGACGAAAUUGCCAACAACUGACGAUCAGAUUUGUAUGGCACAAACCAAAGAACGCAAAAGGAAGAGGUUGGAAUUAGAGGAAGCUCCAGUUAGAAUUCCAGACAUCAGUCUUGCGGCAGAAGAACAACAGAAGACCAAAGUGAAAAAGCACAAAAAGAAAAAAACAACAGACCAAGAGGCAACAAAAAAUAUUGAAGAAGCUCCAGUUAGAAUUCCAGACAUCAGUCUUGUGGCAGAAGAACAACAAAAAACCAAAGUCAAAAAGAAAAAAACAACAGAGCAAGAGGCAACAAAAAAUAUUGAAGAAAUUCUAGUUCAAAUUCCAGAAAUCAGUCUUGCGACAGAAGAACAACAAAGGACCAAAGUCAAGAAGCACAAAAAGAAAAAAACAGAGCAAGAGGCAACAAAAAAUAUUGAAGAAGCUCCAGUUGAAAUUGCAGACGUCCCAGUUGAGGAGGAACCUAAAGCCAAAAUCAAGAGGAGCAAAAAGAAACAAAAAACUGAGCAAACAGAGAUGACAAAGCAAAUUGAGAUUUCCAACCCACCUGAGGGAAGCGAUGACUUAAGCCCAGAGGAGAGGCGGAUACUGGAGAGGAAAAUGAAGAAGAUGAUGAAAAAAGAAGAGAAGAAGAAGCUGAAAGCAGCGGCGAUGACCUCACGGAAAAGCGAAGAAAGCAGUGGGCCCACCGCGUCACAGCAGGCUUUGGAUUACCUCACAUGCUGGGCUAACGAUCGAACCACGUGGAAAUUCCAGAAGACUAGGCAGACAUGGUUAUUACAAAACAUGUUUGAUUCGGAACAGAUUCAUGACGAGAAGUUCUUGCUCCUCCUGGAGUACCUGGAGGGACUCCGCGGAGGGUCCAGAGAGACAACAGUACAAAAAGCACUGGUUCUUGUCCAAGAAUCUGGUCAAGCGCCUGAGGACGGAGAUGUCCAGAAGAGGGCGCACAGAGCAAGAGAAGUCAUACAGAUGCUCUCCUAAUCGCAGGCAUGGACUUUUUAGUUAAACUUUCCAUUUUACCAGUUUAAUAACUCCUUUCCCAUGGAAAUUAAUACAGUUUCUAGUUUUUCUCUUUGCAACUCCACCAUUGACGGCAAAACAAAUCUAAUUUUUACUCCUGAAAAGUUUGUUGUUGUUUUUUUUUUUUUACAAAUUUAACUCAUUGAUAGUGAAUUGUCCAAUCCAUUUUGACAGGGAGAUCUGGCAACGAUCAUUCGCUGCCAGCCUCUCCCAGUCAAAAUGGAUUGGACAGCUAUCGUCGUCAAUGGCAGCUAAAGUGUUGCGAUCUAUCGCUAACAUGUUAUGCAAAGGUUUUAAAAACUGACUGUUACGCAUUGCCUUAAUCGCUGCCAGUUCUCCCAGUCCAAAUGGAAUAGACGUCUAUCACCAUUACUGACAAUGAAUAGUUAACGUACUUAAUCCUGACACACAUAAUCACGUAAAUGUUUUUUCGCAGCAGUUUCGCAGUCUAAAAUUUCUUCAACCAAUUAACUGAAAAUAUUAACAAAAUUGAAGACAUCUUGGAAAGUUUUUUUCACAUGUAUUUUCUAUGAAAACAUUCACACAAAAAUGCAGCCUUUUUGUAUAUUUACGUACCUUUUCAACAUGUCGCAGCUCCAACUUUUACAUGCUCAUAUUUAACAAAAUUCCUCAAAUGGAGACGUACGGAAGCGUAUUGCAUUCACAUGAAAAAUUAAAAAAUGGGGGCUGUUUUUUAAAUUUUUUUCAACUCCUUUUUUCUGACUAUUUUGGGGGCUGUUUUUUUUAAUUCAUUUUUUUUUCAACCCUCCGUUUUUCUGAGUAAUUUAUUUUUGGGUUUGUUUUUUGAUUUUUUUUUGUUUUUUUUUUUCCCAACUUUGUUUUUCAAAAUAAUUUAUUUUCGGGUUUGUUUUUUGAAUUAGUUUUUUUUCCAACCUUGUUUUUCAAAAUAAUUUUUUUUUUUUCCAAUUUUGUUUUUCAAAAUUUAAUUUUGGGUUUUUUGAUUUAAUUUUUUUCCAACUUUGUUUUUCAAAAUAAUUUAUUUUUGGGGUUUUUUUUGUGUGUGUUUUUUUUCCUCCCAAGGAAAAAAAUAUUUAUUCAAAAUUCAAGCACUUGGAAGUCUUGCGCGAACUCUAUCCUGCAAGUUCAAUUCUGGAAGACACAUCUCGCGAGACCUUCAAAUGGCCGUUUUUCGAAUAAAUAUUUUUUCCUGAGCUUGGCUAAUGCUAAUGGCUACCAAGAAAAAAAAUUAAUUCAAAAAACAAACCCAAAAAUAAAUUAUUUUGAAAAACAACGUUGGAAAAAAAACAAAUUAAUUUAAAAAACAACCCCCAAAAUAAAUUAUUUUGAAAAACAAAGUUGGGGAAAAAAAAUUAAUUCAGAAAACAAAUCCAAAAAUAAAUUACUCAGAAAAACAAAGUUGGGGAAAAAAAUUAAUUCAAAAAACGACCUCAAAAAUAAAUUACUCAAAAAAACGGAGGGUUGAAAAAUUUUUUCAAAAAACAGCCCCAAAAAUAAAUUUGUCAGAAAAACGGAGAGUUGAAAAAAAAUUUGAUUAAAAAAAACAGCCCCCAUUUUAAAAAUUUUUCAUGUGAAUUCAAUACGCUUCCGUAUUAGAAUUUUUUUUUUUUAAUUAUUUUUCAUGAAUUCCAUUUCAUUGUCCACACAAUUUGUACACACAAAACAAAAAAAAAAGUCCUUUCAGUUCUGAUCGACCACCUCAAAAAGCCCGACGUCCCCGCGUAAAUGUUGCACCCCCGUUGCUGUUCUGGCACCUUUUGUCGUAUCUGUAACAAACAAAACAAAAUGUAUAAAACAAAAAUUUUCCCAUAAUGUUUGAUUUUCUUAAGUGAGAUUUUCACCUGGUUUUGUAUCAAAAGGAAUAUUAUGAAGUGUGAGCAGUGCUUGUAAUCUCGUAAUCUCUUCGUGCUGUUUUUGGACGUCCUCAUUACAUUUCUGUAAAGAAUCGUGUGCUUCCAAUGCAACUUUGGACAGUUUCUCAUUCACUUUUUGACUCUUCAGGAAGCCGGCAUCUUCGAAGACAUCCUUGAGAAGAUUAUUAUAUCCCUGUAAAGAACAUAGGCAACAUUCAGAUUUUGUUUGAAAUUUUGUUUUCAUCAACAAUGACAAUAACAAAAAUAUUUCUUGGCGAACAAUUUUUUCAUGACGUGACAAUGACGAGCUAAAAACGGGGCUUGAGAGACUAAAACAUACAGAGACGAACGCCAGUUUUCAUUUGACGAGAUAACGAGACGAAAAUGUGAGUUUUUCUUUCAUAUGUUCACAAUGCUUGAUGUUUCUUGUUUGUUUGGAAACACAUGGAAAGUUAUGUUUUAUUAUCUUGGCAAGAAUGAAUAUGCAAAGUUGCUUUAGCCUUAAAGGGUCUGUGCUGCGUUAGCAUUAGCAUCAACUUUAGCGUUGCGAGCAUCCUCUUAAACAAGGGGUCGGCAACCUUACUCAAAGAGCCAUUUUGACCAUGUCCCGCCAAAAUAAAAAUACGAGGAGCCACAAAAGCCCUUUGAUAUGUAACAUUUUAAUGAACUGCAACAACAAAAAACAUUUUUUUACUUUAUCUAUAGUUUGCUUAUGGUCUGAACUAUCUUCAAAUUUAGGUGCCGUUUAUAUGGUGACUCUCCAAGAAUACGAAAAAUUUCAAAUUUGCAUUUAUAUGGGCCCGUCUCCAUUCGAACAAUGUCGCAAUUCAACAUGAAAACGAUGUAGUAUUCAUGCCAGGCCCUAGGGGGCAGUGCUCUUUGACCCUACCAACCUCCUCAGCCCGGAAAAAAAUAAGCCUGCCCACUCGAAGCAAUAGCAUUUUUCUUUUGUUCAAAAAGGCAUACAAAUGGAAACAUUCAACAUAUUUAAUUUAAAAAUAUUAUUAAAACAGUAAAUUAAAGCAGACAUUCCACCAUAUUUGCUGUUUUUAAUGUUUAGUAGCACCGCUGUGCACGCCCAAUGUGACGUUUACGAGUGCUGACGUUAUCGGCACGGUCUCGCGCCGCGGGAGCCUUUGAUAUGCAUGCGGAACAAGCCCCCCCUCAAUUCCCCGCAAUCGUAUUCUUCCACUUUGGAGGCAGGAUUCAAAAUUUCUCGUCUUCGCAGACACCAUAUGCACGCAAGGCCAUUCCGCUACUCAGUCAUUGCGUCUUUGUGUCGCAGAGUCGCCAUGUAAACUGCCCCUUAAAAUUCAAAUCAAAUACUCGCCAACUCAUUGUUUGCCCAUAGAGUUGCCGUUGACUGUGACAGCUGUCCAAUCGACCUGAAAUGGAUUCGACGUCUUCAAGCGAUAAACUCAAUUCAUAGCAGAAGCAUGAAAAGACCUUUCACCGCCCCGACCAACAUGGCCUCAGGGUGGCCAUGUUAGUAGGGGCAACCUACUUAUCAAAGUCAAUGCAAUGACGUUAAAAUUAAGUUAUAUCUGGCUUAUUUCUUAACUAAUUAUUUUAUCUAUGUCAAAGAACCAGUGAUUUACUCAGUGCUUGCCAUUGAUGUCCAAUGCAUUUCAUUUUCUUUGAUUUUAGCAAUGUUUUUUGAUGCAGAAUGAACAGCAGGGGUGUUGAUAUUGACCCCUGGGGAACGCCACAGCUCAUAACCCAUUCCCAGUUAAAAUAGACUGGAUGUCUACUAGUGAUGAACUUACUGAAAUUCACGACAGACGGAUGAUUGGGUGUCUAACAUUGUCAAUAGCACUGAAAAAGUUCACUGUUAAGUCACGAAGAGCCACAGCAAAAGAAUAAGAGCCACAUGCGCCUCUGGAGCCACAGGUUGCAGAACCUGUCUUAAACGCUCGGACAACUUUUUUAUUUACAGGCAGUUUGUGGCUUCUAGGAGGACUUAAAUGAAAAUAAUGUUCUGCUUUUUUUGCUGAGUGUAUUAUCAUCAUGAAGUUGGCGUUGUCCUUGUGGAUUGUACAAUAUGUGCUCGUUGGGCUAUGUUCAUUCGAAAUUUUUGGAAACCUCUUAAUUUUUUUACUAAAACUUGAAUUUUACAGACGAAACAUUUGUAGGAGAUUUUGUCGACUAAAACUACACCAAGGCGAACACGUUUUAAAAGGACUAAAAUAUGACUAAGGCUAAUAAGUAUUUUUGUCCAAAAGACAAAAAUUAAAAGGGCAGCCAUAACAACACUGGUUUGAAAUGAAAAUGCUAAAUGCGGAUGUUAGCAACUUACUUGCUCAGUGAUAAGACCUUCGUAGCGAGCCUGUUCUGCUUCGUCCCAAUCCUUUUGGAGUUUCUCAUUUAACGUGGGGUAGACUUGAAAAGAGAAACGGUAGAAGAAAUUAUUACAGUAUAUUUCAAAAUUACAAAUUAAAAAUAGUUUUAAAAAAUAAAUAAAUAAAUAAUACCAAAAUUGACUUCACAAACUAGCGCUACAUGGCUAACCGCAAUUUUAGUGAAGUGAGUGGACAAAUUAAUGUUGCCUUCACAUGCUGUGGGAAAAGAGGAUCCUUAUUAAUUGCUAAUUGGUAAUUACGAGUACAUCCCGUUCAUGUGUGUGUGUGUGUUUUUUUUUUUUUUUUUUUUUUUUUUUUUUUUUUUUUUUUUAACCUGUCCUGUUCAGCUGUUUGACACAGAGAAUGGAAGUCUGGGUGGUCUGAACAGUUUCAAUGUUUCUCACUGGAGUAUGACGACCUCCCAUUGUGAUCAUUUAACAUACCUCAUUUAUCGUUCAUGUGCUUUUGUUGUCAUAGUAAAAAAAAAAACAGCUGACACAGACUCCAUUAUGGUUUGUUGCGUAGGCUAAACUGUUUUAAUACAUCUACUGGAAAAUAAUACAUCAAAAUGGCAAACGGUAAGUUGUUGUUUAUAAAUACAUUUUAGCAAACACUUGUUAAAAAAUAUGAGUUUCAUAAAUGUGUACACUAUGUUAUUGGGCAUCCAAAAAACAUGGAAAUUGACAAUACAUCUCCCUAUGAAUAAAAUGUAUUAUUUUUAUUACUGUA
Messenger RNA from Corythoichthys intestinalis (scribbled pipefish), 6107 nucleotides. RefSeq lists its product as uncharacterized. NCBI's taxonomy places the organism in Eukaryota, Metazoa, Chordata, Actinopteri, Syngnathiformes, Syngnathidae. The coding region runs from base 149 to 1168 and encodes 339 amino acids. The transcript has 9 exons. The record is from RefSeq and is a predicted model, not a curated record.